GCAAAGGUAAGCCAGGUAACGGCUUGAGCCCACUCAUUUUCCGCUAUAAAGUUCCAUGUAGUUGCUGCAGGGAUAUCAUUUGCAAAGUAUCAGCCAUCGAUAUGAAGUGUCUGUUAUUAAUUUUAUUCGCUCUGCUUGCCACUGCUAUGGCCUUGCCACAACCUGCUGGCGGUUAUCGACCAGGAUAUGGCGGAGGACAUGGUGGUCAUGGCAAGGGCGGAGGACAUAAUUACGGCGGUGGCGGCUCUCAUCACGGACAUGGCAAGGGAGGAAAUCAUGGUGGAGGCGGACAAGGACAUCAUCAUCAUCACCAUCACUAG
Drosophila obscura is the source of this 320-nucleotide messenger RNA. Its product is annotated as holotricin-3-like. NCBI's taxonomy places the organism in Eukaryota, Metazoa, Arthropoda, Insecta, Diptera, Drosophilidae. Bases 102 to 320 code for a protein of 72 amino acids. The record is from RefSeq and is a predicted model, not a curated record. The transcript has 2 exons.